Messenger RNA from Exophiala xenobiotica, 1659 nucleotides. Its product is annotated as methylmalonate-semialdehyde dehydrogenase (acylating). Gene Ontology annotation, biological process: L-valine catabolic process; thymine catabolic process. Gene Ontology annotation, molecular function: malonate-semialdehyde dehydrogenase (acetylating, [NAD(P)+]) activity; methylmalonate-semialdehyde dehydrogenase (acylating, NAD+) activity. The transcript has 3 exons. Lineage: Eukaryota; Fungi; Ascomycota; Eurotiomycetes; Chaetothyriales; Herpotrichiellaceae. Gene Ontology annotation, cellular component: mitochondrion. The record is from RefSeq and is a predicted model, not a curated record. The coding region runs from base 1 to 1659 and encodes 552 amino acids.
AUGAGUGUCACCAGUCGGGGGUUUUCCACGUGGCGCCUGUGCCUGAAGUCUACGGCCAGAGUACGACGAUUGUCAGUCAAAGCUGAUGGAUAUCGCGGCCAACGGGGGUACUCUCUCCUGUCAGAGCCUUAUCAACAGUCUCAUCAGAAACUCCAGCAGCCAGGGGAAACUCGCAACUUCAUUGAUAACGAGUUUCGAAAAUCCCAAGCCCAUGUAUGGGCAGAUCUCAAAGAUCCAGCAACUGGGCACCUUGUUACACGCGUGCCACUGAGCACAGACGACGAACUUGAAGCCGCAGUUGAGAGCGCCCAAAGGGCUUUCGAGACGUGGAAAGACCUGGGCAUUCUCAGAAGACAGCAGAUCAUGUUCCGCUUUGUCAGCCUCAUUAGGGAACACUGGGACAGGCUGGCAGCCAACAUUACGUUGGAGCAAGGCAAGACCCUGGCAGAUGCUCGUGGCGACGUCCUCAGGGGCCUGCAAGUGGCCGAGACCGCAUGUGGCAUUACAACUCAACUGACUGGUGAGGUGUUGGAGGUUUCGCAGGAUAUGGAGACAAGGAGUUAUCGGGAACCCCUUGGUGUUGUUGCAGCAAUUUGCCCUUUCAAUUUCCCAGCCAUGAUCCCUCUCUGGUGUAUCCCCAUCGCAACCAUAACAGGCAACACUAUCGUCGUCAAACCAUCGGAGCGGGAUCCUGGGGCGGCUAUGAUCCUAGCAGAGAUCGCUAAGGAAGCUGGAUUUCCUGACGGCGUAAUCAACAUCAUUCAUGGCACCAAGAGAGCAGUCGAUUUCAUUAUUCGUGAGCCUCGAAUCAAGGCUAUUAGCUUCGUCGGUGGAACGGCUACUGGCGAAUACAUCUUCGCCGAAGGCUCGGCUCAAGGCAAGCGAGUUCAAGCAAAUCUAGGGGCCAAAAAUCAUGCUAUCAUCAUGCCCGACAGUAACAGGAACCAAGCUCUCAAUGCUGUUCUUGGAGCUGCUUUCGGGGCCGCCGGCCAGCGUUGCAUGGCACUCAGUACCCUGGUUACCCUACCGGAGACCCAGUCCUGGAUACCGGAACUGGUCACUCGGGCAAGAGCACUGAGAGCAGGGCCGGGCUUUGACCCCGACUCUGACCUGGGGCCGGUCAUUUCACCUGAAAGCAAAGCCAGAAUCAACGGUCUCAUUGCCAGUGCAGAGGAAGAAGGCGCCCAAAUUCUACUCGACGGUCGAGAUUUUAGUCCAGAAGGCUAUGCGGAUGGCAAUUGGAUUGGGCCUACCAUCAUCGCAGGAGUCAAGCCUCACAUGAAGUGUUACCGAGAGGAGAUUUUUGGCCCGGUAUUGAUAUGUGUCGAGGCUCACGAUAUCGACGAUGCUAUCUCACUCAUCAACAAAAACGAGUAUGGAAAUGGCGUGUCGAUCUUCACGUCUUCGGGAAGCAACGCUUCGUAUUUCCAGAAAAAGAUCGAGGCCGGACAAGUGGGUGUCAACGUCCCAAUUCCGGUGCCGCUGCCCAUGUUCAGUUUCACCGGAAAUAAGCGCAGCGUGGCUGGAGGAGGUGUGGGCACCUUCUACGGGAAGCCGGGGUUGGCUUUCUAUACUCAGACAAAGACGGUGACGAGUCUGUGGAAGAGGGUAGACACUACAGGAACCAAGGCACAAGUCGCAAUGCCAGUACAGCAUUGA